CGAGCAAUGAAAUACACGUUUAUUGGGAGGAUAGUGAAAUGCAUUACGAUUUGCGUUGGGGUUGGGACAUAGAGCAGAGUCGUAGCAAAGAGACAUUAUGGGUUAAUGAGGAGAAGCAGAGGGAGAAUAGUUCGAAUGCUGUUGCCGCAUGCAUUCUAUAUGCCUGGUUUCCUUGUUAUAUUCGCGAGAUACUAUUUGCGAUGCUGACUAGCUCGGGCUUAUCCAUUUGCUCUUAUCUCAACUAUUUCACAGGAGCAUCCAAUCUGCAAAGUGAAGUCGAGAACCAGGGAUUUAACCGAACUUAUGUUUCAUUGAAGAACGCAUUUAAGAAUACUCUGAUAAAGCCACGAGAAGACUAUGUCGAUGUAUUUUUUCGUCAUUUAGAACAAUGUGCGAAUAUAUGGACACCGCAACAGUUCUAUGCUCCGUACACAUCACUCAUACAAGCCAGCGGUACUGGCAAAUCAAGACUAUUAAGAGAAUUAGCAUUUGAAAAAGACGUCUUUGUGGUAUAUAUUUGUUUGCGUGAUUCAGAAUCGAGGGGCUACCCAAAACGUUCCAUCAUUGCUGAUGUACUCACUGGACAAGCUUUUUCGGAAGCUCAUUAUAUUACUUUCUUAUCGGCUUUGUUUGGUGUAUGUUCGAAAUUCCUCGAUCAACAACUUCGCGAAAAUAUGAAAAAUACAUGUGGCCGCGUGUUCGACAUGUUUAUCAGUGACAAAGAUGAUGAAAUGUUCGAGUUGCAAAACACAUUUUGGAAUAACGUGUCGAAACAAAUGAAAUUGCAAGAGACCUCGAACAAGCCAGCGUCUGUUGUAGAAGUUAGAGAGUCGCUAUAA
This is a messenger RNA of Funneliformis mosseae, 839 nucleotides long. Lineage: Eukaryota; Fungi; Glomeromycota; Glomeromycetes; Glomerales; Glomeraceae. The record is from the annotation of a GenBank genome assembly.